AUGAGUGUACACCCACAACUAUGGCGACGGAGUCUACGCUCCCCAACCACCAAGGUUAUCGCCAUCAUAGUUACAGUGUUAAUACUCCUUCACAACCUUCCUUUACGAAAUUUUUACGUCUUCUCACGGGAGAGAAUCGUUCAUAUCAAUACUAUUCCAGACCCACCAAAACACCCGAUCGAUCAGUUAAUACACGAACAGCGUCUCCGAUACAAGGAAUUGUUAAAGCGACAAUCAAAGAGCCCUGAGGAAGCUAUCACCAACUAUAAACUUCGGUAUAACAGGAGCCCACCUUCUGGCUUCGCAGAUUGGGUUCGGUAUGCCUUGCAGCAAAACUCCACCAUUAUUGAUGAUUUCGACACUAUUGAAAAGGUACUACAACCCUUUCGACAACUAGGGCUGGAACACCUCGAAUCCAGGAUCGAAUCAGCACGUAGGGCAGGCUCACGGCUGCAAACUGUCUCGAUAAAAAAUGGAACUACAGAAUUGGCAGGCCUACCAAUCAUGGAAUCAUUGAAGGACGUUCUGCAAAACCUUCCCGAUAUGACGUUUCUACUGAAUGAGCUCGACGAACCGCGAGUUCUAGGGUCUCAGCCAGAAAAAGAUGAUAUCACCUUUCACAAUUAUGGGCGGCGACCUUCCUGGGAAAGAUUGACAGCAUUAUGCCAAAAGACUGAUAGUGGCGAGUUAGAACAGCAACAACACCCAUACUUCUUAGAGUCGACCAAAACUUCCCUAGAUCUAUGUCGCAACCCGGCCUAUCAGGAUCAGUAUGGAAUGUUCACUUCGCCGUGCACUUUCGUCGCUACAGAGGGUCUAGUUCCAGUGUUCUCAGUGGCCCGGGUCUCCACGAUGCGCGACGUCCUAGUUCCUGGGCACGACUAUCACAAUGAAGGGUUUCUAAACAAAAACGAUGUCGAUUCCCAAAAUUUUACUUCUAAGGAGAACAAGCUGUACUGGAGAGGCUCAAAUACAGGCACAUAUGCAAGCCCACAAAUGAAAUGGGAAACAAAUCACCGAGCUCGGUUCAUGCUAAAAGUCCGAAAUAAUACCGACCUUUUUGAUGUUGGUAUGACGGCUUAUAUACAGUGCGACUGGGAUAUAUGCCAGGCCAUGGAGCAGGCCCUAGGGCUUCCACCAAGAGCCGACAAAAACGCAUCUUUCAAGUACAAAUUCGUCAUGGAUAUGGACGGGAAUGGUUACUCGGGGCGAUUCUAUCGGCUCUUGCAGAGUAACAGCGUUGUGUUCAAACAGACGCUGGUAGAGCAAUGGCAUGAUGAACGCGUUAUUCCAUGGGUUCAUUACAUUCCCGUCACUAUCGGGUUGGAUGAAAUUGAGGAUCUUGUCAGAUUUUUCUCGACCGAAGGUGCCCGACAAGCAGAAGAAAUUGCGGCCGAGAGUACUUCCUGGGUAAAAGUUGCCCUGCGGCCGAUAGACAUGACGAUUUACGAAUACAGACUACUACUAGAGUACGCUGCUCUAUUUGAGAAAACGGGUUGA
Molecule: messenger RNA, 1500 nt
Organism: Orbilia oligospora ATCC 24927
Lineage: Eukaryota; Fungi; Ascomycota; Orbiliomycetes; Orbiliales; Orbiliaceae
Exons: 1
Coding region: 1-1500 (499 amino acids)
Source: RefSeq, a predicted model, not a curated record